CAACGUCGUUCAGUGACGUCAACCUGCGUCAAAACUCCGCAAGUGAACUUUCGAGGAGGCCACGAGCCCUCCAAAUAGUCCGGAUAGAGUGAUAACAAGCCUCCCUUAUUGAAAACGUGCAUCAGUAUUCCAAAACUCUCGGAAAAACAUAAUUUCCUCCCCAACUCCCGUGUAUUCAUCAUAAAAAUGGAGAUGAGAGGAGUUGGCAGCUCUGCCAAUUGAUUGGUCAAGAGCCAGGCUGAGGGGCUAAAGUUAUUUUCCACCGUCCAAAGGCAUCAGGUACACCCCCCAUAUUAACAGACCCCAAGUCCUCCAACACCCACUAACUAGUGUCACAGUCAUAACCACAAAACCCCUAUCGGAUGUGACAUGCUCGAUUGUGCGUCGUUUGCGUUUCCCCGGAGGCUCUUAAGUCCUCCAUUGGCCCAAAAAGGCCCCAGUGUCACCUUCUGAAGUAUUAAAAUCCACAGGAAAAAUUCAAGAGAGAAAAAAAUCCCGUGGACUUGGUCCAAGUCCUAACUUUUAACUCAACUCUGUGUAUGUGGCACGUGUCUCUGUGUUAGUUUUGUGUUCGUUUCGUUAUGUUCGUAGUGGGACUGCGGCCUAGAAUUCAUGGAAGUGCAAUGUGAGAUGAGCUGUUAUAAAUCAACGUUCUCUCGUUGAGGUGAUGGGAGAGGGAAAAUGGAGGCGCGAGUGUGGUCAACCCCAGGAAUGUCUGCCUCAAAUAAAUAUUCACCGGCGCUAAAUUAUGAGAAUACCUCCGAUAAUAAAAAUCGGAGUAUGUCUCAAUCAGAGGCGUCCAGGAGGACUCAUCUUAGAUCGACAUGUGCUUCCACAAGUCGGACGAGAAACAAAUUGGAACGUCACGAUCAAAUUACUCACUGUGUAAUGAGUGCCCACUCCAGUGACAAAAGACAAUUGAGUGGUUCUAAAGAUUCACCGGGUUUUAAUAGUAGUGUUAGAUGUAAUGGUGCUAACAGAACGAUUCAAUUCGACAGUGUCACCGAUGUUUGUGGAAUUAAGUUAAGACGUAUGUUUGAGUGUCAUCGAAAUUAUUCACUCAAUCAUCUUUGGAAGUCACUUGUAUUCAUAUUGUUCAGCUUAAUAUGCAUCUCGGCGACGGAUCAGUGCGCUUUGGGCCUAAAAACACCAGGACGAACCUGGCCAGCAGGUGACAUUGUCCUCGAAGAGGGUGAGCCCCUGAGAAUUCUCUGUAUGCUGAAUAAGACGUAUAUUGAUGCCGAAUUCCCGGGUAAAAAUGCAUCGGACCUGGUUUUUUUCCGCAGCGACAGGGAAAUGGAGCCGGAGUUCAUUCAAAUCAUUAAUGAAACAGCAAUUGAAAUGUUUGUUGAAGAGCCACCACCAUCUAAAGACAUGUAUUACUGUAAAUUGAGGCUCAACGACGGCUACAGUAAGAAGUACGAGGCUGUAUGCCUCAAUAACGUCGUAGUUGGAUCCGCACCGAAAGAACCUGAAAACUUCACGUGUGUAUCAAAUAACUGGGAGAACAUGACAUGCACGUGGGAUCCAGUGCCCAAUUUCGUUGAGACUCGUUUUACUCUUGCCUUCAAAUUACUCGGACGGGCUGGUGGACGCAAACUCUAUCCCUGCCCGAAGGAGAAGGAUGAGCACAAACUAAUGGCGAGAAAUCGAUGCUACUGGGAUACGACGACAAAUCCGAUCUAUCGUCAACCCUACGAGUACUACAUCUUCAAUCUCAGUGCUGAAAAUGUCCUGGGGAAUAUGUCUGUGACGUACAAGUUUCAUCACUUUGCGCAUGUCAUUCCAGCAAAACCGACGAAUCUCACGGUGUUGAAUAAAACAUCAGAGAGCGCUCUCCUUCACUGGACCGUGCCAUUUCCAAUGCAGAAUUUUCCCCCAGGUUUGCAUCACCGAGUUACCUAUCAGCAUCAGUGGGACUCCAGAAAGACUUGGCAGGUAAUCAAUAUUACCAAUGAUAUCCACAUGUACAAGAGAUCUUUCAAUUUGACCGGUCUUCACUACGCCAAUACCCUGUACGAUGUGAGGGUUUUUAUGAAGAGUGCUCUGGCUAUUGGAGAAGAUAAGUGGAGCGACUUCAGUGAUGUUACGUUUAGAACGGCACCGAGACUGCCUGGCUUGCCUCCACGCACAGACAUUGGUAGUUUCGAGAUAACCGAGAAUAGUGCGAACAGAGACGUCUACUUGUACUGGCAAGCUAUUCCCCCGUAUCUGGAAAAUGGCGAUAACUUCAGAUACCAAGUGGUCCGCGUCGAGGAGAACGGUAGAACAUCCCUGAUAGAGCCUAAUGAAACAACCCGAACUUAUGCCAAGUUCAAGGGCAUCAGUUUCAGCAGUUAUCGAUUUGAAUUGGUAACAAAUAACGUUGUCGGCUCGAAUCCAGAAAAAGCUGUAAUUUUUAUACCAAAGCGUCAUGAUAUACCUCGUGAGCCCUUGUCCUUCACGAAAAUUGCAUUUGAGGAUGGAUUGUACGAGUUGUCAUGGAAACCUCCGAUUAUGGACGCUGAGAUUAGUAAUUUCACCAUCUUCUGGUGUGACAACGAACGCGAUCGUCCCUAUCAGUGCACUGGUUUCCUCGAUUGGGUGCACGUUCCUGCCUUAACGACAAUCUACAACAUGACAGUGCCAGACCCCAAGAAGGUCUAUCAAUUCGCAAUAGCCACGAACACUAAGCGUGCCUCGAGUGGAAUGGUGUGGGCCUCCUGUACAGUGAUUCACAACAAAGUCGUAGGGAAGAUGAAAUCAGUUUGGAUAAAUCGAAUAGGCUCGGACUUCAUCGAAGUUGGCUGGAAGCUCGAAUGCUCCGACCGCAUAGGCAUUGUUGAAGGCUUCAACAUUUACUACUGCCCGAUCAUAACCCCGUACAAUGUGAGCUGCAAGGGACCCAAAUUGAACACAACCAUCAGGGCUGAUCCUCACACCAUCCACGGUACAGUUAUAGGAUUGAAACCAUACACGACCUACAUGAUAUCAGUGGCAGUCUUAACGAAAAAUGGAGAGGGCUUACAUAGCGAUGCUCUAUACAACACUACGAUGGAAGCAGCCCCAACACCUCCUCGUAACGUUGUCGUCUCCAAUGUCACUAAUUCGACGAUGUUGGUCUCAUGGGAAGCCCCAGCAGCUAUGAACGGAGUUCUGCGAUAUUACGAGGUCCAUUACAGUGGAAAUGUCGAACAGGUGGAGGUUGAGAUGGAGAAACCGACCCAGGUCGUAUUGAAGGAUCUCCUGGCAUUCAAGAACUACAGUAUUUACGUGACCGCGUGCACAGUCUCCUGUAGUCCAGGUUCCUCAGUGAUCCACACCCAGACAGGAAUAGGUCUCCCAGGGAAGAUAAAUCGAAUCCCCGUGGUACGUUUUAUCAAUUCAAGUCAAGUGGUAGUGGUCUGGAGUAAGCCCACAAAUCCUGGUGGCAAACUCGACUACUACCAGGUAUCCUCGAAAUACGGUGAUAUUCAAAACAGCUCGAGAACCCAGUCGAACAUUCCAAUACCUGAUUGUAAAACCGAGGGACGAAGUACCCUGCACGAGUUCACAGUGAGAGCGGUCAACAUUGGACCCAACGGUGAACAUCUGUAUGGUCCCUGGUCAGAGGCUGGCUCUGGCAAUUGCUACAGCAAUGGCCCAUCCUCGUUGAUUCUUGUUGUAAUCUGGGUAAUUGCAGUCUUUGGAGGUUUUGCUUGUCUCUUCUGCCUAAUGCAUACAUCGAAAAGAGUGUGGCUUAAGUACAAAGUCAUGCAGGAUGUGGAAGUGCAAUUGCCACCGGGUUUGGCUGGUGAAAAACUUCUGCAAAAAGUUGCAGAACAGCACAACAUCAGGCAGUCAUCAGCUGAUUCGAGUGGUUGCUCCACUGGACAUGAGUCUGUCACGUCUUCCCUCACGUCAGAUUCCCACGUAUCAACUGACAGUGGAGCUGAUAUUGAUCCAGUUGUGUCUUCGAAUAAAUUGCUGGAGUCAACGACAACCUGGGAGUCGUCUAGCCUUCGUCAGAGGAAUGUUGGGACAAUGAGGCCAAGUGGACAGCCUGAUUCGGCAAGGUGGGAUUCUUACGUAAAGGUUUCCAAGCCUGGGGAGACAACACUCGAUGAUAGUUUAUCGUUGGCUCGCUCAACUCCCAAUCUCACUGAUACUUCUGGCUUCAUGAUGCCUCAGCACAACUGGUCAUCUACUGGAUACAUCAGUAUGGCCUCGUCCGAAGAAUUAUCAGAUAAUCCGAGUCCUGUGCCUAAGGAUUCUGAUGUUGGGGGUUACAGUGUUGUGGGAUUGCUUCCAAAAUCACGAGAUAAAAUUGAUAACUACUCGCAGUUAGCUAGUAAUUUAUCAGAGGCUAGACCAGCCGCACCCUACGUCACUCUGGCCUCACUGGAGUCUAAGCCACGUGAGAAAAAAAUGAUUGAUAAUGUUAAGAACUUGACCAAGUUCAUUGAUCCACCCGGAAAUAUCGAGACACCUUACGUGCAAACUGGAUUGAUUGAUAAAUCCAUUUCAUCGACAUCCAGAAAAGCCGAUGUUAUGAAGCCAUACGUUGCUGUUGGAGCCCUUCCAGAUGCGGAUACAAAGGGAAGAUUAGUUAAGGAUGAGAGCAAACUGGUGGCCCGAAUUCCAGCGGCUGUUAAUGUCAGCACAAAGCCCUACGUACUAGCUUCUUCUGCCUUCAAUAUCCUUCAAAAAAGUGGUGACAGUGAUGAGACUCUUGUGGAGGAAUCACAAGAUGAUUCACUAUCCUCAGAGUAUAGUAUAUUUUGGGAGCCUGACGAGAGUAGAACAGACAGACGGGAUGAGCCCGAGGUGAAGAGCUCUGGCUAUGUUGCUGUUCGAGAUCUUCAGAAAUCCGAUCAGCCAUUGGGCAAAGUCUCUGGUGGCUUUGGACAGAAAAUGGAGAAGCCAUUGGCCACUGGGGCUGACGAACAGUACAGCAAAGUCACCGUUGCUCCACACAAUAUGCAGUGAAUUUUACUGGGUGAAUGGGCCUAAGUUGAGGAUGAAGCGUAUCUGUGACACGACUGUGAAUUCUUUUAGGUAUGUUGUAUGCACCUGAUUAUUUUCUGUCGUAUAUAUGUCGAUCUGGGAAUAGUGUGUCCAUGACGACGAUUAUAGGGGGCCUCGUCAACAGACUGAUUAAUUUUCUUAUUUUUUUUUCUUUGAUGAUUAACGAGGCUGCGAGGGGCGUAUUUUUUGAUGGUCCAUGGGAUUUGGGGAUGGGGGGAGAGCUUCCGCGAUUUGGUGGAUUCUCGGGGUGAGGGAGGUUCAGGAGUUCCAGCGGAAAUCAUUGGUGGUGGCAUGGCUUGCGACAGAGAGAGAUGCCGCGAAAUUUUUUUAUCGAGAGAAUAGCUUUCUGGGAGAAUAAAGAAUUCGCGUAAUUUCCUGUGAAAUCAGCAAUAGCAGAAAUAAUUCAUAAAAUUGGGGAUUUAUCUGAGGAGUGGGCAGUUUCAAGGAAAUACAUGAUGUUUGAUGAGUUAUCCUCGAGUUGUAGAGAUAAUUAUGGCUGGAGGCGUUCGGGAUUUGCCCAAAAAUCAAGAGUUUCUUUCAAUAAUUCCCCCUGAUACUCCUAAUUAGAAAAACGAUCGAGCCUAGAUAUAAAAAUCAAAGCAUUCCACCAUUGAAUUCCCGAAAUACAAGAAGCCCUCCAUAAUUUCCUGAUUUUUUUCGUUUCCCCUGAAAAAAAUCCCAUGAAAAAUAUGCGCUAAAUGUUCAUCCAAUGAAUUCGGGAUUAGCUUAUCGUAAUGAAUGAUAUGAUCAACAAUUGCAUUGGAUACUCGUUUCCAAAAAUUGUAACGAAAUAGAAAAAAAGGAAGUGAACACCCGUGUAUAUGUACAAAACGAAUGACUUUUGUAUCAUAAAUAUAAUCGUGUGGUAACGUGAAUUGACGUGAAUUAAGAGGUAACAAAACGAAUCAUUUUAAUGAUUAAUUAGAAAUAUAUAAGAUUUAUGUAGAGGAUAAGAGUAGUUUAAUCAAUCAUCAAUCAGAUUCCGCACACUUAUUCGACAGACGUUAUUGGAUACAAGCCGUUUAGUUAAUUGAUUACUACUUAGUACCUAGUUGAAAUAUCCACUCCCUGCAUCUUAUUUAUCAUCUCAAUGCCCACACUUGUUGUUAUCUGUUAAUAAUCUCUUGAGACAGUUGUUAAAUUUUCCUUCAGCAACAAAAUUAACACGAACAUAUCGGUUUGGGUGUUUUUGAAAAUGUCUUCUGUGUCUUUUCUUUUUAUUUCAAUGUCUGUUUUCACGUGGGAAGAACCGGAGACUUAUUUCUAGAGUUUUAAGGUAUUUAUGAUGUGGCAAGGAAGAAUGAAAAAAAAUCAAGAUGAUUUUUUAACAGGUCAGAGAAUGUAUUUACAAGAAAUCAUCAAGAUAUUUACUUUUUUUUGAUCCUCACUGAUAAAUACUUUAAUUGGGCUUCGAUUGAAAGCGCAGUUUUUUUCCCAUAUAAUCCAUUCGUGUCUUCAUCAAUUAGUAAUGCAAUUGAAAGAUAUUUACUCGUUAUUCCGUCUUAUUCAGCAACGAAAAAAAAUUGUUUAUAGCUGAUGCACCAUUGAAGUAGCAUAUCAUGAAUAAAAAAGACUAUUUUCAAAAACUGAGGGAUUAUAGUUUCGUGUUAAUGCCAUUGAAACCUUUAAACUGAUGGAAAUUGAGGCGAAUAAGUGCAUAUCUGCAUAAUAUAAUAAGCUAGUCACUGAGAGGAUUCAUCAGUCUACGUAACAGGUCCUUCAUUUAUUGAAAAGGAAAUAGUGUUAACGAAAUUUAAAGGCAAAACAAGAAUCAUGUUUUGAAAUUUCAAUGGGGUGCCGCAUGGAGCCUUUAUCAAGAUAAAAUAUUCUUUUAUUUAUAAUACAAAUGAUAAUGCCGAUGAACUUACCACGUCCACAUGAUUUGACUAAUUCGCCGGAGACUGACGUAUUGCUUAAGGCUAUAAUCAUUAAAUGACAUGAACCAUGAUUUCUUUGCAAAGAAUUUGAAAAUGUCCGGCCUUUGGGGAAUAAAUUGUGUUACAAAAAAAGGUGGAGAAUUAAUGCAUCAAUUAAUGAAAUUAGUUUUCCCAUUGGCAUAUGGGUGACUGAACAAGAUGAAAUAGAGAGUUGUUCAAUGGUCGAUAUCUCUCAAACAAACGAGGCGAUUUGCAUGAGCCACCCCGCAGUUUCAGGGUCAAGGAAAUAGCUUCACGAUGAGAUCGGAGUUGUCGAAAUUCCCUCUGUUGAUCUGGAGAUAUUGACCAUUGAUCAUUUCAGCCUUCAAAUUCAUUCUGAUGAAAAAACAAAUUUCAUUUGAUAAUUUAAUGAUAAAUCGAAUAAAAGCGCCGAGUUUUUUACGUCAAUUGAGAGUGGCAAUGGGUAAUAAGCCUACUGGUAGCAUGACAUAUAUUUUCAUGGAGAAAAAAAUUCACUCGUCUGUACGCAACAUCGAAUAAUUGUAAUUGUGUUGCGGUAAUAAAAGAGCGAUAAUUAUUAUUCGCGUCUGUUCUCAUUUAUUCGUUAAAAUUAAUCGUAUGAAAAAAAUUGUAGACUUUAUCACAAGAAUCAAUUUUACUCUCUCUAUUGAUAAAUUGAGAAAGAGUAAAAAAAGAAAAUGAUAUAAAAGACAAAAUUCAUGAUUUAUAUUUCGAGAGGGGGGCUCAUUUACAGAAACGAAAAAUAUGCAACAUCAGGUUCAAAAGUUAUAUCAUAAGUUUUAUAGAUUUUUCAUUGUAUAUAGGUCGUAUUAUCAUAUAUUUUUGUUAUAUAUUUAUAAAUAAAAACAAAAAAAAAAUAUUAAUGUAUAAUUGCACAUUAAAAUAUAUUAGAUUGAUGGAAUAAAAUAAGAAUAGUUGGUAAUUAAAUUCCAAUGGUUUUUUCUGGAGAUUUUCAUUAUAAUUGAAACAAUGAAGCGUAAUUGUUAGAGGAACGAAUUUCAUAGCUAUAUCAACGUUUAAAUUAUCUGAUUUAAGACGUAUGAGAGAAAAUUAAAAUCGUGAUUGUGUUAACUUCAGUGCAAUUCUUGUGUACAUAGUUUUAAUACUUUUAGCCUAUUGUGCCCUUUAUUUGCUAGUGAAGAUUGCCCUAUUGAUAAUUCAUGGACUCAUAAAAGGUCAUUCAGCAAUCAAAAAUACAAGGAAAAUAAUAGUUAAAGGUAUUUUUUUCUGCCACAAAUUUGAAUAUUGUACAGAGUUUUGUACAUUGUAAUAUAUGUUUCAACUGCAUAUUCUCUUUUUCCCCCUUGAAUUUAUUAUUUAUUUUUUUUUUGUUCACAACGUAAGGUCUGUCCAUCAUCAUUGUGUUUCUUGAGAUAUCAUUUUAAUCCAUUUAAUUAGAUCGUAAUUAUCCGUUAACGUUUUUAAUUAUUAGAAAACCACUCAAGGUACGCCAUGAAUAACCUUGCCAUCUCGCAUAUGUUCUUAUAUUUCUAUUUAUAAUGAUACAUUUUUAUAAUGAAAUACUCAUUCAUCAAUAAAAUUAUAAGGUUUAACUCAAUUUAAGGAGAGAAAUAUAUUAUCUGCAUUAAAUGUAA
Molecule: messenger RNA, 8479 nt
Organism: Diachasmimorpha longicaudata
Lineage: Eukaryota; Metazoa; Arthropoda; Insecta; Hymenoptera; Braconidae
Gene: dome
Product: cytokine receptor
Exons: 8
Coding region: 682-4947 (1421 amino acids)
Biological process (GO): peptidyl-tyrosine dephosphorylation involved in inactivation of protein kinase activity; cytokine-mediated signaling pathway
Cellular component (GO): signaling receptor complex; external side of plasma membrane
Molecular function (GO): cytokine binding; cytokine receptor activity
Source: RefSeq, a predicted model, not a curated record